This is a messenger RNA of Haliaeetus leucocephalus (bald eagle), 1761 nucleotides long. It is a transcript of the gene TFAP4, whose product is annotated as transcription factor AP-4 (activating enhancer binding protein 4). Gene Ontology annotation, molecular function: protein dimerization activity; DNA-binding transcription factor activity, RNA polymerase II-specific; RNA polymerase II cis-regulatory region sequence-specific DNA binding. Gene Ontology annotation, biological process: regulation of transcription by RNA polymerase II. Gene Ontology annotation, cellular component: nucleus. Bases 1 to 1761 code for a protein of 586 amino acids. The transcript has 6 exons. Lineage: Eukaryota; Metazoa; Chordata; Aves; Accipitriformes; Accipitridae. The record is from RefSeq and is a predicted model, not a curated record.
AUGGCCAGCUAUCGCCCCGACACUUGGCUUAUUAAUUGCUGGUGCUGGCCACUGCCUAGCGGGCUCACCAUCGCCACGAUCCAAAACCCUUGCCAAAAUUUGGUCGCCCUGCUCCCUGGGCUGUCUUGGGGAAGAAGCUGGACCCCCACAGCGGUGGGCUUUGCUCGGGGGGCUGGUGCCGGGGACCCAAGCGUGUUGGCCUUGGCCGGCCGAAGCCCUUCUUGCCGCCAUCCCUGCUUGCUGCCAGCAGCAUUGCUGGCUCUGGGAGGUAUUUCCCGGCCCAUCUGCAGGGUGAGGGCGCGGGGGGCGAGGAGGCGGCGGCAGGAAGCAGGCAGGAGCUGCGGCUUGGGGUGGGACGGGGGCUUCUCUGCUGGGAGCUGUCAUCUGGAAGCCAUCAGUGGGGCGGGAAGGAGGGAGCCGCCUUCCCGGGGCCACACACGCCGGCCGGCCCCGCAGGGACCCAGCCGGCCGGCUCGCAGCCUGCCUUGCCCGUCCGGGGGUCCCUGCUGUGCCCUGCCUUCCCCUCGGCUCUACCCGCCCAGGCUUGCCACCAGUGCUGGUGCUGGGCAGCCCGUGUCCAAGCCUGGCAGAGCCACGGGGCUGCAGCGGGGCUGCUGUUCGGUCGAUGCAUCCCCCAGAGCUUUGGAUAUGAGGGUGGAGAAACCCACCCAGCCACUUUUGUGCUCUCCAGCACUGCAGCCAUCAUCCGCUCUGUGUUUCCCAUCCCUUUGGUGGCUCGGCAUUGUCAUUGCAAAGCGAGGGGGGACCCGGUGGAGGCAAGCUGGCGGCAGGGGUGCAGCCCCCUCCUCCCUAACCCCGUGCCUCUCUCACAGCUUGGCUAACAUCCCGUUGACUCCGGAGACCCAGCGGGACCAGGAGCGACGGAUACGCAGGGAAAUCGCUAACAGCAACGAGAGACGGCGGAUGCAGAGCAUCAAUGCUGGCUUCCAGUCUCUGAAAACCCUCAUCCCACACACGGACGGGGAGAAGCUCAGCAAGGCAGCCAUCCUCCAGCAGACUGCCGAGUACAUCUUCUCCCUGGAGCAGGAGAAGACUCGGCUACUGCAGCAGAACACCCAGCUCAAGCGGUUCAUCCAGGAGUUCAGCGGCUCCUCCCCGAAACGGCGACGGGCGGAGGACAAAGAUGAGGGGAUCGGCUCGCCAGACAUCUGGGAGGAUGAGAAGGCUGAGGAUCUGCGGCGGGAGAUGAUCGAGCUCCGGCAGCAGCUGGACAAGGAGCGCUCGGUCCGCAUGAUGCUGGAGGAGCAGGUUCGCUCCCUGGAGGCCCACAUGUACCCUGAGAAGCUGAAGGUGAUCGCUCAGCAAGUGCAGCUCCAGCAGCAGCAGGAACAGGUGAGGUUGCUGCACCAGGAGAAGCUAGAGCGUGAGCAGCAGAUACGAACCCAGCUCCUGCCAUCACAUGCUCCCCCAGCACCCACCCACCACCCCACUGUGAUCGUUCCAGCGCCGCCUCCCUCCCAUCACGUCACUGUGGUCACUAUGGGCCCGUCCUCGGUCAUCAACACAGUCUCCACGUCCCGGCAAAACCUGGACACCAUCGUUCAGGCGAUCCAACACAUUGAGGGGACGCAGGAGAAGCAGCUGCAGGAAGAGGAGCAGAGACGUGCUGUCAUCGUGACGCCGGCACGCGCUUGCCCCGAGCCUUCCGCCUCCGACACCGCCUCCGACACCGAGGGCAAUGACAGUGACUCCAUGGACCAGAGCAAAGAAGAGCCCUCGGGAGACGGGGAGCUGCCCUGA